Molecule: messenger RNA, 1346 nt
Organism: Anarrhichthys ocellatus (wolf-eel)
Lineage: Eukaryota; Metazoa; Chordata; Actinopteri; Perciformes; Anarhichadidae
Product: transmembrane 6 superfamily member 1
Exons: 10
Coding region: 226-1335 (369 amino acids)
Cellular component (GO): lysosomal membrane
Source: RefSeq, a predicted model, not a curated record
AGAGAGGGAGAAGGAAUGAGAACGAGAAAGACCAGAAACACAUGACAGAGCAUGCACGCAGGAGCUGGAUUGGAAGUUGGUGCGUUGUUUACAGUUUGUCACAUCGGGACUUUCCCCCAAUUCCUUGAGAUAUGACUCGCAGACUAAACAGGAGAGUCUAAGCGGCAGAGUUAUUUUAAAUUCUCAAUUUUCCCACAAGAUACAAUUGCUCAACCCUGGUCCGCAAUGAGCGCGUCUGCAGGGACGGGAGUGUUUGUACUCUCCUUGAUGUCCAUCCCCAUCUGCUUUUUAUUUAAUUCCCUCAUUUACAACAACAGUGCUGAAGCUUUCUUCUUCGCUGGCUGUUCAACAGUCCUCAUCCUGUCCAUUUCAACCCAUUUUAUGCUCAAGAAGAAGGCUCCAGUUGAUCCUCUUUUCUAUGUGUUUGCAGUGUAUGCAUUCUUCUGUGUGGUGAAUCUGAUCAUCGGGCUGGAGCAAGACAACAUCAUUGAUGGAUUCGUGGUGUUUUACCUCAGAGAGGCAGAUCCACAUAUUAAUACAGCACAUGGGCACAUGAUCUCCUAUUGGGACGGCUGUGUGCACUAUCUCAUGUAUCUGGUCAUGAUUGCGGCGAUUACUUGGGGGGACAGUUACCGAGCCAUAGGACUCUACUGGAUGGGAUCUUUUCUCACGCGUGCCAUAGUCUACAUUCUUGGGAAUGCUGUGGGUAAAUAUGGGACCCAAGUUAGCCCUCUCUUCCUCCUCCACAUGCUAUAUAUUUCUGUGUCUGUCUGGGCCUGCUUACGCAUCUUCAGCCAGCCCUCCACACGGGAAGUUCAGUUGACAAGCGUCCAGGAGGCUGAAAGAAAAAGUUUACUCCACAGACCUCUGGACCUACUGUUCAUCAUCUACCUCAUUCCUGCUUUUGCUUUCUGCGUCUUCAGAGGCCUGGUUGUUCUGGACUGUUCCGGCGAAUGGUGUCAAGCCUACACACGACAGUAUGAGCCUUACCUCAAAGACCCUUCAGCCUAUCCUAAAAUACAGAUGCUGGUGAGCCUGCUGUACUCUGGACCAUACUACAUCAUUACUCUCUAUGGGCUGAUGGUCCCAGGAUGUGAGUGGAUGACUGAUCUGACUCUAGUGCACUCCGGAGCACUGGCCCAGGCCCAGUUCGCUCAUAUUGGUGCGUCACUUCACACACGGACGCCGUUCUCCUACAGAGUGCCUGCUGGCGGCCAGCUUGUCUUCUUGCUGGUCAAUAUCCUGUACGCUCUGGUGCCUCAGGCUCUGUGCUACCGCUGCUGCAGCAGGCCUGCCCUCUUCCUCAGGCCAAUGCCAGAUAAGAAGACUGAAUGACAGAGAGAGAG